AUGUCGCCGGCGUCCCUCGCCGCUCGGCUCCUACGCCGCGCCGCUACCACCUCUUCCUCUCCUUUCUCCCCUCUUGCCCGCCGCGGACUCAAUUCCUCGGCGCCCGUUCCCCUCCCCCGCCGUCUCCCUGCCGCCACCUCGUCGUCAGCUGGGACCACCGCCCGCCGCUUCCUGGCGUCGCAGUCCCCGGCGUCCUCCUCCUUCAAGUCCUCCGCGGACGAGAACCUGAGGCGCGUCAUCGAGUCUGAGAUCGAGUGCGUUGUCCAGUCGGAGGAGAGCACCGCCGACAAGCACAUUGAUCUACCAAAUGACUUCCCUUUUGAGAUCAUAGACAAUCCUGGUGAUCAGACAAUAACCCUCCAAAGGGAGAUUGCAGGGGAGACAAUUAAAGCUGCUAUAUACACCAACUUUGAUACAGAGGAAGAUUUGGAUGAUGAGGAUGAUAAGAGUGACAAAGAUGAGGAAUCUUUCAAACCAGCAAUUCAAAUGGUUGUCAGUAUUCAAAAACCAGAAGGUCCAAUCCUAGAAUUUGACUGCAACUUUAACGAUGACGAACUAGCAAUUGAAAAUAUGAGGGUGCUGAACCGUGAUAACCCUGCUGAGAAUGUGUAUGAGGGGCCACGAUUUCCGGUCUUGGAUGAGAGCUUGCAGAAGGCCUUGCACAGGUAUCUUGAGGUCAGGGGGUUCAAACAUUCGCUACAUGACUGGCUGUACGAGUACAUGAUGAGAAAGGAUGAGAAAGAAAUUGGUGCAAGAUGGAAACAAAGGAGCUGGAGAAGGGACGCUUUGCCAUUUGCGAGCUUCAGGCAAAGCAUUGGAAGGAGGAUGCUGGUGGUCACAAGCCCCUGCAUUUCUUCUGUUUUCACAUGA
Messenger RNA from Miscanthus lutarioriparius, 870 nucleotides. Lineage: Eukaryota; Viridiplantae; Streptophyta; Magnoliopsida; Poales; Poaceae. The record is from the annotation of a GenBank genome assembly.